Messenger RNA from Arachis ipaensis, 1405 nucleotides. RefSeq names its product PLASMODESMATA CALLOSE-BINDING PROTEIN 5. The record is from RefSeq and is a predicted model, not a curated record. Lineage: Eukaryota; Viridiplantae; Streptophyta; Magnoliopsida; Fabales; Fabaceae.
AAGAGAGAGCAAAAAAGACAACCAUUCAGUGGUUCCGGUCACUGUUACAAAAAGCACCCCUCACAGUCUCAACUUGUCUUCAAACACAGUCACCAACAACAGCACCAAUAAUCACUUCUCUUUCUUUCUCUCUGUCUCCUCAAUUUCCCUCCAGAACACCGCAAUAACGGUCAAUAUUUCCCGAUAAAAAAGCAAAACUACCUCAAACCAGCAUUACCAAUCUCAAAACCGAUUUCACAUCUUUCUUCUUCGCCAUCUGAUCUCAUACCACGUGUAAAACAUGCACAGACCAAAAAGCUUCUUCGUCUUUCACCGACUCAUUCUUCUCCACUUCCUUCUCACACUCACCCCGUCUUGUGGCGCUUCUGGCGGCGGCGGGGGCAUUCCGCCGCAGGAGCUCUGGUGCGUGGCGAAAAACAACGCGGAGGACUCGGAUCUGAUGACGGCGCUGAAUUGGGCCUGUGGGCCUGGUGGGGCCGACUGCAGCCCAAUCCAAAAUGGAGGACCAUGCUACGACCCAAGCAAUACUCCGCUUAUGGCUUCCUAUGCUUUCAACGAUUACUUCCUGAAGCAUGGCUUGACCGAUGAUAGCUGCAGUUUCAGUAACACCGCUGCUGUUAUUUCUUUGAACCCUAGUACUGAUAAAUGCAAGUUUCCUUCCAGUUUAAGUGUGAGCAAUGGAGGUGUUACCGGAACAAUGUCGUCGACGUCAUCCUCGUCAUCAUCAUCAGUGGGAUUGGGACCCAGUGAGGAUAUGAGUGGAGGCAACAAAGUUUCUUUGAGGUGGUGGUUUUGGCUUUUGAGUAUAUCACAUUUGCUGCUCAUGGUUUCAGUUUUUGGAUAGUAAGAAGUAAAACUAUUUUUAGUAGCCGCUUGAAUUGGGAAAGGAAUAUGGCAAAACAUAAAGAUGUUUCCCCUUCCUUGUUCAGAACAAUCUUGAUGUGUGUUAAUUGCUUCUUGAUAAAAAAAAGAAAGGGAUUGAGUCAAUUCUUCUCUAUUUAACAAUCGUUUGAGAAAAAGAACUUUCAUCCCAAGUCCCCUCAAAUUGAGAGUUCUGGUGGAAUGGGAUUGAAUCAUUUCCAUCCUAACAAUUCCAUUCUAUUAAAAAAAAAAUCAGUUUUGUUCUAUACAUGAGUCUGUGCUAAUGUAACGUGUGAUAAUGCUCUAAAGUAUCUUUGGGAAGAUAUAUAUGAUAGCUAUCAGCACCUAUAGUAGCUGUCAUAUGUUUUCUAUUUUUGGGGUCUGCUUUAUCCUUUACAGAAGUAAUCUACAAGGAAUUUGAAGUCCUCGUGAUUCUUGAUUAUGGAUUGUACAUGGAAUUUGAACUACUCAUGACUCUUGAUUGUACUUCUAUUCAUGAUUCAUAGUUCUAAAUCGUCACCAUGGGAAAUGGUACUUUUAAAAA